GUUUAAAGUAACACAAAAUUUGGCAAAAAGAAAGAUCAUUACAAUUCUUUCUCAUAUGAAAUCCCAUAAUCUUCUUUAAUAAAAAGAUUAAACCUUUAUUACGUAAAUCAAAAAUCCCUUGCAGUUUUUGUCAUUUGCAUGCAAUCUUGAUCAUCUUUUUGAUCAUAAAUUUGAGGUUUUGAAACUGCAAAGAAACAUGGGAUUUCAAGAAAAGGCCAAGAGUUUUGUGAACAAUAGAUGGCUAGUAUUUGUGGCAUCUAUGUGGGUGCAAUCAUGUUCUGGAAUUGGGUAUUUGUAUGGAAGUAUAUCACCAGUGAUCAAGAGUGCCAUGGGUUACAACCAAAGACAGAUUGCUAUGUUGGGUGUGGCUAAAGAUAUUGGUGAUGCUAUUGGUUUUGUAGCUGGCAGUUUGUGUGAAGUUGCUCCCAUUUGGGUUGUUCUUUUUAUUGGGGUUGCUCAAAAUUUCUUUGGUUAUGGUCUUGUUUGGCUCACUGUUAAUCAUACAUUGCCUCCUUUGCCUCUGUGGGUGUUAUGCAUAUGCAUAUUCGUGGGAACAAAUGGUGAGACCUAUUUCAAUACAGGAGCUCUUGUUUCGGGUGUCCAGAAUUUUCCUAAAAGUCGCGGACCCGUAGUAGGAAUACUCAAGGGUUUUGCGGGUUUGAGCGGUGCUAUCUUAACACAAGUUUACACCAUGUUCAAUUUCCCCGAUGAAGCCUCCAUAAUUUUCGUAGUAGCAGUGGGUCCCACAAUCGUGAUCACUGCAGUUAUGUUCAUGAUUAGGCCUGUUGGUGGUCAUAGACAAGCUAGACAAUCUGAUAACAUGAGUUUCUUAGCUCUGUAUGGUGUUUGUCUCAUUCUUGCUGCUUAUCUUUUGGCUGUUUUAAUUCUACAAGAUCUAGUCGAUUUGAGUCAAACCGUCCUCACCAUUCUCACAAUGGGGCUCGUGAUUCUUGUUUUACUUCCUGUUGCAAUUCCAGUUACAUUGGUGUUUUUCUCCUCUAAACCUGAGUCAGAGGAAAGCCUUCUUAGUGAAAGUCAGAAGCAAGAAUCAAUAGCUUAUGACAGAAACGAAGUUAUUUUGAGUGAAGUAGAAGACGAGACACCUUUGGGGGUUGAUGCACUUCCAGAUAAUGAACGGGAAAAGAGAAUAUCGCACUUGCAAGCUAGAUUAGUCCAAGCAGCUGCUGAUGGAGCCGUGAAGGUAAAGAAAGGGCCGAGAAGAGGGGAGGACUUUACUUUGAUGCAGGCGUUGGUGAAAGCCGAUUUCUUGCUCAUGUUCUUUUCUCUAGUUCUGGCCUCAGGGUCGGGUUUGACCAUUAUAGAUAAUCUUGGUCAAAUGUGUCAAUCUUUAGGUUAUGAAAAACCUCAUGUUUUUGUAUCCAUGAUCAGCAUUUGGAACUUCCUUGGUCGUGUUGGUGGUGGAUAUUUCUCCGAACUUAUUGUAAGAAAGUAUGCAUACCCAAGACCAGUAGCAAUGGCUGCGGUUCAAGUAGUGAUGGCUUGUUCACUUUUCUAUUAUGCCAUGGGUGCACCUGGGGCAAUCUAUGUUGUUUCAAUAGUAAUGGGGUCCUGUUAUGGGGCCCAUUGGGCCAUCGUGCCCUCUGCUGCCUCAGAGUUAUUCGGGUUAAAGAGUUUUGGUGCGUUGUACAAUUUUCUCACACUAGCUAGCCCAGCUGGUUCCCUAGUCUUUUCGGGUGUCAUUGCUAGUGGCAUUUACGACUAUGAAGCCAAGAUUCAAAAUGCGACAUCCAAUCACCCUCUCACAGAUGGUGAAGCACUCAGUUGCUAUGGGACUAUAUGCUACUCCAUCACUUGUGGGAUCUUGUCAGUUGUUUGUCUAAUGGCAUUUUUCUUGAGCAUGAUCGUUGUCUACAGGACUAAGAGAGUCUAUGCGAAACUUUAUGGGAACUCACAAGUUCGAUAAUCUCAUUAGGAAUCAGGGCAUGUAUGUUAGGCUCGAACGAUUCAAUUAUCAUAAGAUGGAGCCUUUUUUUCUUUUGUACACUACUAGAUCAUGAAUGUAUGUUGGGCUCCAAAAGUAGUAUCAUACAAAUUGUAUUUGUUGAAUGAAUUCUGUACCAGUUUGAUAAUACAAGUGACAUCACUAAAUUUUGUGAUAACACUUGUAUAGAAUUAGUGAUUUGUUAAAGUUGGAGUUUUAUUAUCAUUAGUGAAA
Messenger RNA from Erigeron canadensis, 2176 nucleotides. RefSeq names its product protein NUCLEAR FUSION DEFECTIVE 4-like. Lineage: Eukaryota; Viridiplantae; Streptophyta; Magnoliopsida; Asterales; Asteraceae. Bases 197 to 1924 code for a protein of 575 amino acids. The transcript is spliced from 3 exons. Gene Ontology annotation, cellular component: membrane. The record is from RefSeq and is a predicted model, not a curated record.